This is a messenger RNA of Oryza sativa Japonica Group (Japanese rice), 699 nucleotides long. RefSeq lists its product as uncharacterized. The record is from RefSeq and is a predicted model, not a curated record. NCBI's taxonomy places the organism in Eukaryota, Viridiplantae, Streptophyta, Magnoliopsida, Poales, Poaceae.
CGUUCUCCGCAUGCGGGUUGCAAUCCUCGCGGCAUCCUUGGUAAUCCCCAAACGCCAGGGACAGUAGCGACCUUGCGGCCGUCUCCCCAAACCAGAUCGGCGUCGGGUCUUUGCCCCUUUUCACGAGCCCACCAGCGCAUUCUCGCAGCCGGAGAGAGGAGGCGGCGGCGGCGGCGGAUCGAGGAGAGGGAGCGGAGAAGAUGGGGGGCGGCAUGGAGGUGCACAAGAACAAGUGGAUCGAGGAGUGGAACGCAGGCCGCGAGAACCUCGAGUUCAACUUCCGCUGGACCCGCCGCAGCCUCGCCGUCGUCGGCCUCUUCGGACUCGCCGUCCCCAUCCUCGUCUACAAGGGCAUCGUCCGCGAAUUCCAUAUGCAGGACGAGGACGCCGGCCGGCCGUACAGGAAGUUUCUGUGAGUGCUGCCUCCGGUGGAUGCCUCGAGACUGCGACCGGGAGAAGGACUCUCCGUUCGGUUUGUUCUCCAUACUGUUUUAAUUGGACAGGGAGUAUUUUGGAGUGCUCAGACUGUUGCGUGGGAUCUGUUUGUUGAAUAAGCUGUCAUGACUUGUUGUCUUUUCAAUUGCUGAAAUCUUGGAGAUUUUAUUCGGUUAAUUCGGCUGAAUAACAGUGUUGCAAUGUUGUUUGUGCGUUCUUCAGGUACUAAUUAGAACCGUAGUUUGCUUGUCUCAUUUAUUAAAA